AUGACGGACGCUCCGCCCAUUGUCUUUAUCGCCAGGCACGGCGCGCGGCUCGAUGCGGCCGACAAGGACUGGCAUUUGACCUCUCCUACCCCUUAUGACCCCCCUCUGUCGUAUGGUGGCUGGAUGCAGGCGCGGGCGCUUGGUCUUCGUAUUGCCAGUCUCUUACAAGAUUCCGAAUUCACAGGCAACGACCCUGAGGCUGCAUCUCCCCGAUUCUCGGCCUUGGAUGCCUCGACGACAUUGCAACCGACCACGGCAAACUCGGAUUCGCACCCCCGAUACAAUGUCAUCGUCCACACCUCCCCAUUCCUACGAUGCUUACAAACGGCGAUCGGUGUGAGUGCAGGCCUCAGUCACUAUCGCCCGGGUGGUGAAACGUCUGAGUCGGUGGACCCUCAGCCUGUGUCUCAGUUUCAUGCAGGGGAAUCUGGGAGUCAUGAUCUCCGACCGCUUCUGCGUGUCGACGCGUUCCUGGGCGAGUGGUUAUCCCCGGAUUACUUCGACCAGAUUGUCCCGCCACCCGCGUCGGACAGGAUGGUCGCUACGGCCAAAGCCGAGCUACUCCGUCGUGCCGAGGGAAUCCCUAUGGCGCGGGAAUCAAGGUCGUCGUCGGGACACUUCCCUGGGGGCUGGGGUAGCCACUCUCACCCAGCACCACCUGAUGAGGAUGAUGACCGCCGACUACCCUCCCGGAGUUCGCCAACGAGCACCACUUCUGGCCAGCAACGCCAGAGGCAGCGGGCCAGCACCUACGACACUCUGCAAGGCCCCGCUCCUCCCAGCGCGACCACUCGAGCCCUCGGCCGCUUGAACACUGAUCUCCCCUCCGGUGUAGAUGCGGCUUACGUGCCCCCAACUCCCGGGUAUGCAGUUUCUCCCUCGGAUCCCAUCCCAGCUGGCUAUGUGGCGCAUGCACGGGACGCUUGUACCAGGAUCGACUACCAAUGGGAUAGCAUGCGGACCCCGUUCUGGGGCACGGGCGGUGAAUAUGGCGAAGAGUGGAGUAGCAUGCAUGAGAGGAUACACGCAGGGUUCCAACAUAUGGUGGAUUAUUACCGCCAACGGGGGAGUGCCAGCGACCGUUCUAGGGCCAUGUCCAACGGUUCCUCGCGCCAGGAGAGUAGUAAGCCUGUCCAGACGGUGCUGAUUAUCAUCACGCACGGAGCGGAUUGCAACGCUUUGAUUGGCUCUCUCGCCGGGCGCUCUGUGCUGUUGGACAUUGCUACUGCGUCGCUCACCAUGGCAGUGCGACGAGACCGUGUCAAGAAAAGCACCACGCCAGACUCCGACCGUACGGCUACUUCCCCCGUUGGCUCUUCGCCCUCCUCGCCGAGCAGUCAAGGGGACCGGUCGGUCUCCCAUGAGUAUACUUUACAACUCAUCGCCUCAAGUGACCAUUUGCGUGCGGGGGUGAACCCCUCUCAGCUCGCUUCGCUGUCCUCUCCCUCGGCUCCACAAUCACUUCCGCCGCCUUCGAUCCCGACCUAUCGUAAUCGCCUCGGCUCUCGUCCAUCAGCAUCCAUCUUGCAAGGCUCCUUUUUAAUCGAUCCCACGCCAAAGACGGGGCCGAGUUCUCGCAGUUGGUCGAUGAAUUCUCGUCCGUCCCCCACCCUGACGGGUUCGCGAGGUGGGUCUGGCCUUUGGGGCUCCAUUUCGUCGCCGACCGAGGAGGCCGAUGAAGAUACCGAGGAUGACUUUGUCCCCAAUUUCGGAGACCCUCGACCCGUGAGUCACGACUCGUCACACUCGGAUCUGCUCGUUGACCGGUCGGGCUGGACGAGGCAACUGCCCCAGCGGACGGUCUCCCAGCGCGGGCUGUGGGGCAGUGCUCCGGCCUUGGAGGACCGCGACACGGCCUCGAGACGGCGAUGGACAGUGACGGAGCAGAAGCUGUGA
Molecule: messenger RNA, 1896 nt
Organism: Penicillium daleae
Lineage: Eukaryota; Fungi; Ascomycota; Eurotiomycetes; Eurotiales; Aspergillaceae
Exons: 2
Coding region: 1-1896 (631 amino acids)
Source: RefSeq, a predicted model, not a curated record